GCUCACAGCAUUGGCAAAGGAUUAUAAACUGCUUUUCGCAAGACGCAGCGGAACAUACGACACUGGUGGAAGAGCUCGGAGUUGUAGGAACACCUCUAAAGGACAACAGUGCUGCAACAACUAGGACCCGAAGCCGAAUUCGACCCGUGGUCAGGCAGUGACGGACGGACACACAGCAUCCAGCCAAUACCUGUCAAAACUGACUUCCUGCCCUGAGGAGUAAAAAGAAGCCAGACAUAACAACGUAGCAGACAACUGCCAGACGACUACCAGGUUCUUCUGUGCUUUUGAGACACCCUCAAAGACCAGCGAGGGACAAGCCGCCCUUGGCUGCCUACCACUCCUCCAGGGCCUGCACCCUCUCAGAGAAGAACCUGUGACGAGCACAAAGCGGCAAGCUGACCCUCCAAGUCUAAACUCUAUGAAACAGUUGAUGCGGUGCCUGGCGGUCGGAAACCAUGACUUAUAGCUGCGUUCCACAACACCAUUCCUCGUCAUCGUUGAAGACCUAAAGUGGGGAGCACACCCGCUGCCAUGUGGCCUGUACAGCUGUGAGAAGCCCCAGAGACACCCCUUUUUUCCUUUGUCUCUUUGCUCGGACCUCCUUGCUCUCUCUCUCUCUCUCUCUCUCUCUCUCUCUUUGUCUCUCUAUCUCCCACAGCUGCUUGUUCCUUUCUUUCAGGUUGAACCAAAAUUCUACCCCAAGCCCUUCUCCUUCUGUUGCAUUUCCAUUUUUUUUCUACUCUUAAGGAAAUCCUCCCCCUAGCGAUCGCUCAUAGCAUGGCCAGCAGGACCUGCCCUCCCAGCGGCACCCCUCUCAGCCUCUCGCUCCUCCUCGCUCUCCCUGUGAUUGCGCUGGUCUCGCUGUGCCUGCCAGGCCUGGCACGUGGCGACUGCUGGCUCAUCGAAGGAGAGAAGGGCUAUGUGUGGUUGGCCAUCUGCAGCCAGAACCAGCCGCCAUACGAGACCUUCCCGCUGCAGAUCAACAACACGGUGCAAGACCUCCGGCUGAACGAGAACAAGCUCAAGGCCAUCUUCUUCAGCUCGCUGAGCCGCUUCGCCAACCUCACCGAACUCAACCUCACCAAAAAUGAGAUCUCCUACAUCGAGGACGGCGCCUUCGCCAGCCAGGCCAAUCUGCAGGUGCUGCAGCUGGGCUACAACAAGCUGACCAACCUGACCGAGGGCGUCCUCCGGGGCCUGGGCCGCAUGAACAGCCUCUUCCUGCAGCACAAUCUCAUAGAGGUCAUCGCCACCAAUGCCUUCUGGGAGUGCCCGAGCCUCAGCAGCCUGGACCUGUCCUCCAACAAGCUGGCUCGGAUCGACCCGAACACCUUCACCAUACUCAACAGGCUCAUUGUAUGCGAGCUGGCCGGGAACCCUUUCCACUGCGGCUGCGAGCUCUACAGCUUCCUCACCUGGCUGGAGGCCUUCAACAACGUCACGCGCACCUAUGACCGGCUGCAGUGCGAGACGCCAAAGGAGCUGUUCACCUACCCUCUGCUGAGCCCCGUGCCGGGGCACGGACGCAACGCACGGACCAUCCUGGGGUCCGCGUGCCGGGACGGGAUGAUUUUCCCAGGGAUACCCUCCCUGCCGCCCGACCUGGACGGGUCCGGGUAUGGGCCCGAUACGGCCCAGUCUGGGCCGUAUCACCAGCCCACCGCCACAUCCACGUCCCACCCAUCCUACAGCAUCAGCCUCAAGCUGCACACAGUGACCCCUCACUCGGCCUCCCUGCUGGUGCAGCUCCCCAGCCCGUUUAAGAAGAUGUAUAUCCUCACACAGUACAACCACACCAGCGUGGCUGACAUCGUGAACCUCAAGCUCAAGAAGGAGGUAGUCACCCUCAACAACCUGACUCCCCACACCAACUACACCUUCUGUGUGGCAUCCAUACGCAACUCCCAGCGCUACAACCACACCUGCGUGGAUUUCACCACGCGCGUCGCCACGCUGGAGGGCGUGGACAGCAGCCGCUCCACCACCACGCACUACAUCAUGACCAUCCUGGGCUGCCUGUUCGGCAUGGUCAUCGUGUUGGGCCUGGUCUACUACUGUCUGCGUCGGCGCCGAAUGAAGGAGGAGAAGGAGAAGUCCAUCAGUGUGAAGAAGACCAUCUUGGAGAUGCGCUACGGACCCGAGGCGGCUGCCGCCGCUGUCAAUGACCCGUCCACACUGCAGAAGCUCCACGAGCAGAGCCACCAUCACCACCAUGGCAAGAUGCCCUCGUCCACCUCCUCCAGCUUGGGUAUGCUGCACGGCUCAGCCAACACCAGCUCCUCUCGCCUCUCCUCCCUCCCCCAGGUGGAGAAGAUGGCCACUGCCUUCUCGGAGGCACUAGCCAGCAGUAAGGGGAACUACAUGGACAUACGCACCUCUGCCGGUGGCGAGGUCUGUGACGGAGGUGUGCCGGGAACUGGCGGGGUCGUCAUGCGGUGUGAGAAUGGACCCAACGGAGGCGAGGACUCCGACGACGACGGCCGAGGCUCCACCUCCGAGAUCUCCACUAUCGCCAAGGAGGUGGACAAAGUCAACCAGAUCAUCAACAACUGCAUCGACGCACUCAAGCUCGACUCAGUGGCAGUGGCAGCUGCUGCCGCGGCGACAGUCACCACGGCAGACAACCUUGUACCCCCUUCACCUGCUUGCAUCACAACUCUGCCCCAGAGGCUCAUCCCCCUGUCUCCUGGCAUCACCGAAUCUUGCCAUGUCCUUGCCUCCCCCAAAAUCGCCCCUCCACCCCAUGUCCCUCUGGUUCUGCCCCUUUCGGAGCGGCCUGGUAUCAGUGGCGGGGGGUUUCUCUCCCCCCCAUACCGGGACCCUCCCCCUGUGACAGCGGCACGGCCCAUGCAAAGGCAGGUGAGUGCCGAUGCUGCCGUGGUCGUAGUGGCUCCCGGGAAGACACGCUGCAGCGUCUCGUCCUCUGGCGGCUCUGUUAAUAGCGCUUGUAUGUACAGCCUUGACGUGCCCGAGCCGAGGAGCCCCAACUUGUGCAAGUACCCAGACAAAGGCAGCCCAGUGAGGUGCGGGGAGGUGCCCUUGGAGAGGCUUCCUCUGGUGGGUGUCCAGGGAAGUGGUGGAGGCGGGGGAGGCAGUGGCACCAGGGGAGGAGGUGGUGGCGGUGGGGGCAGUGGUGGUGGGGGUGGCUGUGGCGGUGUCGGAGGUGGUGGUGGAGGUGUAGGUGGCGGAGGCACUGGGCACCAGCAACAGCACCACCUAGAGGUGCACCCAGACUACCACUGCUCAGAACACCGGCACUCUUUCCCUGCCCUUUACUACGAGGGCGCCACCGACUCCCCCGCCCAAAAGGCCUCCUUCCUCAAGCCCCUCACACACACCAAGAGGGACGCGGCCUACUCCCAGCUCUCGCCCCGGCACCACAACUACUCGGGUUACUCCUCUAGCCCUGAGUACUCCUCCGAAAACACCCUUAGGAUCUGGGAGCGCUUCCGCCCCUACAAGAAGAGCCCAAGAGAGGAGGCCUACAUCGCCGCGGGACACGCCCUGCGGAAGAAAGUCCAGUUCGCCAAGGACGAAGACCUGCACGACAUCCUUGACUACUGGAAGGGUGUGUCUGCCCAGCAGAAACUGUGAAGGGCGUGGGGUUGUCACGUCAACAGCAGCAGCAGUAGCAGUAACCCUAGUAACAGCAGAAGGGGGAAGCAGAAGGGGGCGAUGAUGAUAGAUUUUGUUGAGUGGGAGUGGGGGAGGGACACUCUUGAGAUAGCAGAGCAGACUCCACUGCCAGGUGCUUUGGUCCCUCAAGGCCACCGUAGGAAUGACUGUUGGGAGCAGCCAGGAUCAAGCAGGUGUUUUCUUUCUCAGUUGAGUAGCCUGUGUAUCAUCACCCAACCACAAUUGCACCACAAAUGUGCCGUUUAAACAGCAUUUUAAUUCUACUGAAACUCACUCGAAAUUUGUUUUUUUUCCCACACCCCCCCACCUGUGCUCUUUUCUAUGUGGCAAUUUGACGAGAUAAUGGAGGCAAAUGAAGAGUCAGACCUGUUUGUUUUGUAAAUGCCGUGUUUCCCUCUUCAGGGGGAAGAUAUUAAGUGAUGCUUAUCAAGUUAAUUGUUCUAGACUUUAAUUAGCAAGAAAAAAACAGGUGUGGAUCCAGUAUGCUUAGUGCCGCAGGGCAAAGCCUGGCCAGCCCUGGACCUACACUCAAGCACAGUGUGCUCAUCGAUUCGAAACAGUGCCACAUGUCGCAGACUGUGCGUCGCAAAAUAACCGCUUUUCAUUUCGGUGGCAAGCAUUCGGCAAUGUUUUACAUUUCAUUUACUCGCUUCCUAGAGGCGCGGAGGGGACAUCUGGGUAUUGUGCUAAACUUAUUCCAGCGUGGUUGGCAUUUGCAACACAAUCAAUCCUUGUUUAUUAAUUUGGUGUGUUGCCAUGUCGAGCACAGCACAGUAAUUUGAGAAAUGUUUUGGACUUUAAAAUGAAGUGGGGGGUGG
This is a messenger RNA of Clupea harengus (Atlantic herring), 4457 nucleotides long. Its product is annotated as protein phosphatase 1 regulatory subunit 29-like. Lineage: Eukaryota; Metazoa; Chordata; Actinopteri; Clupeiformes; Clupeidae. Gene Ontology annotation, molecular function: protein binding. The record is from RefSeq and is a predicted model, not a curated record. Gene Ontology annotation, cellular component: plasma membrane.